Molecule: messenger RNA, 1665 nt
Organism: Eleginops maclovinus (Patagonian blennie)
Lineage: Eukaryota; Metazoa; Chordata; Actinopteri; Perciformes; Eleginopidae
Gene: sla2a
Product: Src like adaptor 2a
Exons: 8
Coding region: 275-1045 (256 amino acids)
Biological process (GO): signal transduction; regulation of MAPK cascade
Cellular component (GO): nucleoplasm; plasma membrane; COP9 signalosome
Molecular function (GO): phosphotyrosine residue binding; epidermal growth factor receptor binding
Source: RefSeq, a predicted model, not a curated record
GACAUACAUAAAGGCCGCGCAGGAAGCCUCUUCAGUCAGCCUUCUCUAUUAACAGCUGCAAAAACACAGAGGAGGGAGCACAGUCGCUGUGAUUGAUUCGCAGGCCUGGGAAGACACAUUUAACCGGCUGCCCUUUAUGUGUGUGUGCUGCAGACAGACCAGCAUUUAUCAUUAAGGACUUUGAUCUCAGAGGGGUCGGACUCACUACUUGUGUGGGAAAUAUUUUGUGGACAUAUAUUUUUAAUAAAGCACAAAGACUUCAGUGCCACAGAACAUGGGGACCUGCCCCAUCAGAUGUCGAUCCAACAUGACGAUCUUGGAAAAUUCACCUGAGCCUGAAUCCCCACCGCCGCAGGAGAGCGUGAUUGUCUCCCUCUGUAACUACCCGUCCUUUGAGAGUACAGAAUUAACAAUGUGCAUCGGAGAGCAAGUCACCAUCCUAUCAGAUGAUGGUGAAUUCUUAAUGGUCAGAUCCACAACCACGGGACAAGAUAGCUACAUCCCCAGCAACUACACGGCCAAGGUGACACACAGGUGGCUCUUCAAAGACAUCAGCAGGUACAAAGCGGUGGAGCUGCUCAUGCAGCCUCAGAACCAGAAUGGAGCCUUCAUGAUCCGAGAGUCAGAAUCUGUCAGAGAUUGUUACUCACUGUCUGUGCUGAGAAGAACCAGAUCUUCAUACCUGGACAGUGUAAAGCACUACCGCAUCCCUCUGCUCGAGAACGGCUGGGUCUACAUUUCUCCAGGUGUCACCUUCCCUUCCCUGCAUUACCUGGUGGAACACUACUCAGAGUCUGCAGGGGGGCUGUGUGUUCGACUGAAUUUGCCGUGCUACAUCCAGGGUUUGGACAACCCCACAGAGGCCAGGCCUGUUCCCAUUGUCAUCAGGAGGCCGACUCUCAACUGGAAGGGCAUCAGCAGGUCAAUGCUCUUCAGGAGGAAGAGGACAGAGUCAGACAACUCUCUGGUGAGCGAGGGGCUGAGGGACGCCAUCACCUCAUACCUACAGAUGACAGAGGGCAAUGAUCACAGCUGGGACACAUGAGGAGAGACAGAGGAUCAGCCUGAAACAGGUCACACAAAUAAAGUGAAGCCAUGCACUGUCGUGGCUCAGCUGCAGUUUGAGCUAGCCACUGAGAGAGGUCAUGUGGGCGCCCUGGAGCGGCACGAGGGCAGAGACACUACAAUGUUGGGAGUUUUAUUUAUGCAGUCUAUGGUGAAAAACUGUCUUUUGUCAAGAAGAAUGUGUUUGUUUCAAAGAGUGGAGGAGUGAACUCAUGGUCAGUUAUCUUAUUUGGUUUAAAAAAUGUAAUGUAUCACCUAAUUGAUGACCACAUACUGUAUGAACAUGCUGUUUUAAUACCACAUUGUUAACUCCUAUUAGCUUUGUUCCAACCUACUCUGUGAAUGUCUGAAUGAUGUAUUCAAUAUGGACUAGAACAAAACAAUAAUGUGUGUGCUCAGACAAUCAUUUUCAACACAUAAAUUCAGAGCAUUCCAAAGGGUUCAUUUACUUUUUCCUGCCUCUGUUUAUCGCCAUAUUUAUUACCACAUAUGAGCAUGAUGUUUAAAUGCCAUAUGUACAAUAUUGUCGUUAUAUAUGAUUGUUGUCAUGGUUGUGUAAUUGGAAUCCAAUAAAAUAUGUUGCAAAAUGAUAAUCAUAAA